AACUUCCUAAAUUUGAUAAUUGAAGUCGCACAGCCGCAGUGUUAGCGCUGAAAGCGCGACGACAAGAGUCGUGUCGCCGUGUUUUUUACUGCUGAAAAACCCUGACUUAAGAAAAAAGGACAUCCUCUCUCCAUAUCCAACUCGUUUUGUCAUAUUUAAGGUAAUCUUACUAUGAUCUUUCACGCUCAUAACACAAAUUUAAGCAAAUUGAGUUAUUAAAUUCUAGCUAAACGUCUCCCUGCUAAGAACGACAUUCGUGUUUUCUCUCAACUAUUCAUCGAUUUAAAUCAAGAGAUCGUUAUAGUCGACCUGAAGAAAUCGAAGUUCGCGAAGUAAGAGAAGCGGAUCAAAUCCGAGUAAACCAACGGGAGCAUAGACGAGUCUUCGUCGGGUAAAAGGCACCGAAUCUACUGAUAAUCGCGUAACGCUCCGCGAUUUCACGGCGCGUUUGAGCUUCAUAGUUCUUUCAAGAUCGGGUCUAAAGAUCCAGGUCUUCAGAUGCGUGACCGUCGCUCUGUUCUAUUCAGAAGUCGAGAGCAAAGGUGAUUUUAAAUGUGGUGCAUGAAGUCUUUUUUCAUGGAUGUCGGUUAUGGAACACGGGCGUGAAACCUUGAAGAAGGCAGAGCAAUGAAGCUCUGCGACGUGCAGCAGACCAAUGAGCCGGUAAGGCGUCGUCGACAUUUGCGAUAGAGACAGCAGAAACUACUGUCGCGAAAGUUUCAGGGACAGUAGCCAAGCGACGCGGUUUACAUACGAAAUUUUUGCGAAAUCGACCUUCCAAAUUUUGCAGAUCUGGUCUAUUUCCAUUGCGAAUCUUUCACGUAACCGCGAUGUUCCAAACGCACGACUGUUCCCUUCUUCUGUGGAUACGAGAAUUUGGAUGGAGGAAUACCUGGAUUAUAUAUAUUUGAUCCCAUUCUAUCUUCAACAUUGAAUAUCAUCGUAAUCACGGCUCAAAUCACAUUCCGCUGACUUAAAGUCGGCCUAAAAUUCCCUGAAGAACAAGAUAGCCGCUCAUUUUGACAACUCCAGAGUUGCGUUCCCCGACAUUUCGCGCUACUUUGAAUCUUCCGUUUCAACCGCGACUUUGACGGCAGCCCGAUGAAUUUCGCGAUGCAACCAAUUUUCCAGACGAAAUUUUAGGAUACGAAUUUGAUUCAGAAAGAUCAAAGAAAGAAUCGGAAUCUGCUCCAAAAGUCGACUAAGGAGCCAAACAUUCCCCCAAUUAUCAUCGCACUCUUCAGGCUUUUCGUCUGAGAACUCGACGUCGCUCGACCCUUCGUGUUCGACCUGGCCGCGACCUGCUGAUCGAUCCGGCCCUGUGUACACUCUUCUCGAGCGAGCCCGAAGGAGUACCAUCGUCACAAAUGGCGGCACCGUCGUCUCCCCACCAGAAUCGUCACGGUGGGAAAAACUGUACACCGGCACUUCGCUACGGCGCGCACACAGUCGCACACCGAGGUCUGACUCGCGAGAAGCACGAGCUGGCAAUUUCCCGGCGCGUUGCGUUGCAUUGCGUUGCGGUGCGGUGCGGUGCGGUGCGGUGCGGCGCGGCGCUCACGCGGCUCCCGUCCCCGGUGCCCCACACCCCCCGGCGGCGGCCACGCUGCCGUCACCGUUUUCCUUUCCUUUCGCGAACCGAAGCGGGGGCCGCUCCCCUGUCCCCGUUCCGUUCUGUUCUGUUCCAUCCACGCUGGAGAACGAGCGCUCUCGCGGGGAACGGCACUCGCUCGAGAGAGAGAGAGAGAGAGAGAGAGAGAAGUCGCCGCCCGUCCGUCCGCCCAUCCGUCUGUCUGUCUGUCUGUCUAUUCUCGCGUUCGCGAGCGGUGCGACUUGAUAUAGCGAGCUCUCGCCACGAAGAGCGAAGGUGUCCAAGUGAAGUUCGUAGCUUCGAGAUUCGUUCGGUAGCGUGAAGUGAGUGAGAAUUCUCGACCGCGGGUGGCCCAGUGUGGCAGAGACAGAGACAGAGAGGAAGAAACAGAGAGAAAGAGGAAGAGAGAGAGAAACGGAGAAAGAAAGCGAGAAAGAGAGGAGAACGACGACGUGCUGAGGUGUCGUUGACGUUUCGUGUGUCAGUGUCCUCUCCCUGUCUCUCUCCAGCUGACUGUUGCUGUGUUGCUCUCCAUCUCUCUUUCUUUCUCUUUCUCUCUACUCUACUCUACUCUCUUUCUCUCGCUCGUUCCGACCUUCGUGGAGUGCUCAUGAGAAUGCGGUUGCCCAAGGCGUCCAAGGGGGGCGCCCUAAGGAGACCCUAAGGGUUACUCCAAGCGACUGCUCGCCUCGGCCCAGUGUGUACCGUAUCCUCACAGACGCCGUCCAACUACUGUACACCGAUAUAUCGCAAAAAAUCCCUAGGUCCCUAUAAUUCCUCCCUUGACAGACACGCAUAUCCCUAUAGAUAACAUAUCCCUAUAGCCCUAUAGCCUUUAACAUAUCCCUGAACUCUUAUAGCCUGUCAGGAUCAUAUGAUCGUUUUUUUCGCAGACACGCCGAACGUUCCUAUCACAGUCGCUGCAGUUGCGACUAGAUCCUUCGCUCAACUAUUCUCCUUGUCGUAGUGAAUCCCGUGUUAUUCACAGCGUAUAUAACCGCACAGUGACGCUCGAUAUUAUUACUUCAUAUCCCUUUUAAUCAUUUCCUUUUCCUUCCUUCUGUAUCUCAGUUCUCUUCUUUUAAUCUCGCUUCCUUGAUAUCCCGAUGAAACCCAAAGUGAUUUCCCCGACACAAUUCGUAUUUUAGUCCCUUCAUAGUUUCCACGCGACUACAACCCCUACAGUCGUCCUUUCGCUCCCUCUUGUGGUUCUCCCUUUCCUCCCUUUCCGUUCCGAUACUCUGUGCUUACCCCAGCGCGAAGAUCCCGAGACGGUCGGUGAUCACCCCAGCGCACUUCGCCCCUCCGUUUUUCAACCGACUACAAUUGAUCAUCGUUCUCUUCCUCUAUUCAUCGUCUCCCUUCCUUUUCGUUUUCCCGACCUCCGGUAUCGCCCUCCGAGGGUGACCGCCGCCGUCGCGUUCGACAAGAAGCGGAAGUUCCCGAGAGAAAAUAAAGGGGAAAAGCGCAGACAAGAGAGAAGGAAUCCUCUCGGCGUCGCUCGGUGAAACGUCGUCGCGUUCCUCGGCGUCGUGGCGCGAUGCCGGAUGACAGGUGCCAGGAGCGGCCACCGGUAGAGUCCCACGGGGGUCCCGUCAGGCCGACGGGGCCCGGCGCAGAAUGACGAGCGCGGGCUCGCGCUGCUGCCGGAAGCACCGCGACCAGGAGGAGCGACGGGAACCAGAACAACGGCGACCGCGACGGCGAAGACGACGACGACGAGGAGGACAAGCGAGCGAGCGGGCCCGGGUCCCUCUAGCGCGAGCGGGGGGCUAUGAGCGCUGACAAUGGGGACGACUCCUUGCCGCAGCUGCCGACGAACGUCCGGGACACGCACCGGCUCACAAUGAUACGCUCCUGCAACUCGCGGCGAUCGCGCGCAAACGUCGUCAUCGUCAUCGUCGAGGCGUAACGCGACGUCGACGAUUUAGUGCGCCGGCGACUCGCGUGGCGACAGCUUGACGUAUCGGAGGUUCCGGAGGGAAGUCGUCGAGAGACGGGACGGUCGUGAAGAAGACGAAGAAGCGACAGAAGGGAAAAGGGAAGACGAGGAAGAAUAAGAACUAGUGAGAACGACCAAACAGAAGAAGAAAACGCAACAGACAGAUCGAGAGAGAAAGAGAGCGGCUUCGCGAAGAAAGAACUAACCUGAGGGCGCACAGGGUUCGGAAAGGGGACGAAGAGGGACGAAGAGGGAGGAAGAGGGGGAGAAGGGCAGCUGCGGACGGACGUGGAUCCACACGUGGAUGCUGUGGCCGGUGUUGGGGGGGGAUGACGGGCUGAGCCCAGCAGCGUCGCCCACACCAGCGACGACCGGCGCUGCCCCCGUCAAAGGGGUGAACAAACUGACCCCCUUGCUACUCUGCGCCCCUUGCAAGCCCAGCGGCCACCGGAAGAGCCAGAGCUCCACCCAGUGGUACGUGCAACAGCCCACGUGGCGUUUAUGGGGCGAGGAAAGGGGCGACGGCGUCAUAUAUACGGUGUACCUGAAGAAGGUCCGAUACCAUCGGCCAACGAGGAGCCUCUCGGCAUCGGAUUCCGACGACGAAAUCUCGCAUUUGGAAUGGGAAACGGUGAGGGUGCGAUUCUUGAAAGCCGGCACGGUGCAGCGGCUGGUCGAGAGCCUGGCGAACGACGAUGGCGAGCUGGAGUCGACGUACAUAAAUGUCUUCUUGGCGACGUAUCGGGCCUUUACGACCCCGCGCGACGUGUUGGAGCUGCUACUUGCCAGGUACGACGCCUUGGACGAUAGCACCGGCUGCGAGCAGCACCGCAAGACCCUCGUUCAAGCCCUGCAUGUCUGGUUGGACGCUUACCCGGGCGACUGGAAGUCGCCCCCCAACCAUCCCCUGCUCACCAGGCUCUUGGACUUCACGCACCGGCACCUGCUCGGCUCCGAAUUGGAACUUAAGGCCAGACACCGGCUGCACAGGUUCCAGCGAGAGGAUCAACUGGACUCCUGCAUGGUCUACGACAAUGGUCGGCUACCUAUGCGCGGCUCCCCGGAUCCGAUGUCGGAUCACUGGGUGAGCUACAUCUUCCCCGAGGUGCCGCAGCGUCACUUCGCCGAGCAGCUGACGCGGAUGGACGCGGAAGUGUUCAAGAAACUGGUCGCCCAUCAGUGUCUCGGCGCCGUGUGGUCCAGGAAGGACCGCUCGAGAAGCCACGACGCCGCGACAGUGUUGGCGACCGUGAACCAGUUCAACGCGGUUUCCCUGCGCGUCAUCUCAACCAUCCUAACGGACACGACGCUCAAGUCUCAGGAGCGCGCGCGAAUCCUCGAGACGUGGAUCGACAUCGCGCAAGAGCUGCGCGUGCUCAAGAACUUCAGCAGCCUGAAGGCGAUCGUGUCCGGCCUACAAAGCAAUCCGGUUUACCGGCUGGAGAAGUGUUGGCAGUGUAUGCCGCGUGAAAAGCACGAGCUGUUUCGCGAGCUCGAGAGAAUAUUCUCGGAGGAGAACAACGCCUGGACCCAGCGGGAGCUCCUCAUCAAAGAAGGCACCGCCAAGUUCGCCGACACCGCCGGCAGGAGUGAUCGGCAUCUGCAGAAGCUCUUUCAGAAGCAAAAUACUCACGCGGGCAACAUCAGUUACGGCACGAUACCGUACUUAGGCACGUUCCUGACUGACCUGACGAUGAUCGACACGGCGAUACCGGACACGAUAGCCGACGGCCUCAUCAACUUCGAUAAGAGACGCAAGGAGUUCGAGGUCCUCGCGAGGAUACGGCUUCUGCAAGGCGCGGCGAACGCGUACAACUUUAGCACGGACCCUGUGUUCGACCGCUGGUUCCAUUCCGUGCUGGUACUGGACGAUCGGGAAGCUUACAAAUUGAGCUGCCAGAUCGAACCACCGCCAGCGGGCAACACUCUCAAUAACCGAAAGAAGAAGCAGGGUCAAGGCCACCGUAAGAAUGACUCGAUCGCGUCAACGUCCAGCUCCAGCAGCUCGCAGUUCUACUGCGACCUGGACUCCCUACCGAGCUCGCCGCACAACUCGCUGGACCGGCGCACGUCGCCCUCGCAGAUGUCCAGCUCGUCUUCGAGCUCAUCUUUGCCCUCUUUGGACGUGUCUUUGAGCUCUGGCGGUGGCGGUGGCGGCGGCGGCGGCAACAGCAGCGGUAACCAUCAGACUCGACUGGCACCCCCGUCGGCGGGUGCCGUCGCAGCUAACGGCAGCACGCCCAACCUGGCCGGCCUGUCGAGCCCCAGCCACUCGCACAAGAGCUCACCGGACUUCUAUAUCAUCAAAGUCACGAUGGAGAGCGACAACGUGGAGACGGACGGCGUGGUGCUGUACAAGUCGAUAAUGCUGUCGAACAACGAACGCACGCCGCAAGUGAUCCGCAACGCGAUGCUGAAACUCUGCCUCGAGGGUAGUCCUGACCAGUACACCUUGGCCCAGGUGUUACCCGACCGCGAAAUGGUGCUGCCCAACUCGGCUAACGUCUACUACGCUGUAAAUACCGCGCACAACCUCAACUUCAUACUGCGACCGAGGCGGGAGCCGAACGACGCGAUGUCCGACAGUCCCAGGAGCAAAGGCAGUCACAAACGGUAGUCCCAAAUUUUCGCCUGACGUCCUAAAGAAGCCGCGGAUGUGCGCGUCGGCUGAUCACCGGAAGUCUGCUCGACGCGAUAUAGGAGAGAGACUAAAUUCCGGACAAUCGCGAAUAAUGACGCGACAAUUUGGACGCGAAACGAGAGUGCGAUUCGGUGUUCUGUGAGAAAGACUGAGGAAGAGAGAAGAAGAGAGAAGGAAAGAGAGAUCGAGGGUUGAGAUCGAGGUGAUUGCGAUGCGAACGCGAUGUGUGAAUGGUGUGUACUCUUUGGUGAUGAAUCUGAUAUUAAUGCUGCAAUUCUAAACAGAAUCGUAAGAUUCGUAACUUAUUCUUGCAAAAUUCGUAAGAACUUAUAAACAGAUCUACAAUUCUAUGUAUAUCGUACGAUCACUCGUAAAUAUCUACGAUUUCACAUAAUUUAAGAUAUUUACAAGUAAUUGUACAACAUAUGGUAUGCAUAGAAAUGUAGAUCUACUGAUAAGUCCUCAUGGAUUUUAUGGGAACAAGUUACGAGACUUACGGUUCUGUAGAAUUGUGGCAUAAGUUACGAUACUAUGUAACAUAGUACUUUAAGCGCUCAUCAACUGUUAAUUUGUUCAUAUUCAAUUGUUAAUCAAUCGACUGUUGGUCCUUCUUUUGAGGAAAAACUAAACGAGUCGCUCAACGUUACGCCAUCAUCUAGCGAUAUCGAUGGCAAAAUAUCGUAUUAAUUACUCAUAUUAAUCAUGGCAGUGCUGUGAAAGUCUCGCCGGUGAAACAGACCGAUUAUGUAACAUUGUAUUAUAAUAUCACAGUAUUCAAUGUUAGAUUCACAGCAAUACGUUUCAUUACGAUAAAAAGAAGACAAUUAUUUAUUCAGCUGCUUUCACAUACACGAUUACGAAGAAGUCAAUUCUCGCGCUGUCAAUCGUCGCAAUCACCUCAAUCGCACGCAUACACCAAGCUUCAAUCAAGCCUGACAUUCAUCAGGUUCCAAGGCUUGCUGAUAAUCUCUAGUCAUUCGCAAAUCGUCUGGAUGCAAAACACAAUGCGAUAUGAUACGUCAAGAUGACAAAACGGCUGAGUAAUCAGCAGUCAUUUGAUUAUUUAGUCGACGUGAACGACUGGAAGCUAUUAGCAGGCUUGAGCCGCUGAAUGCUUUUCGGAGCUUCAUUGAAGUCGAGCAACGUUAAGCACGGCCGAAGAGAGCAAAGCGGCGGGAGACUCGGGAUCUCGCGUUAAUAUCGUUUAAGGCCACCAUGACAACUCGGCUGUCUCCAGCGCGCGACGACGACAACGACGACGACGAGUGCGUGAUCGUGCGACCAAGCCGAGAUAUGAUUAAGCUCGUUUACACUCGUACGACCGGAAGUGCGUAUACGGACGUACGCAGGCACACAGGCGGGCAGACACACGCAAAAAGUACACACAUACACACAUACACACAUACUCGUGCACUCACACGCGAGCACUCACACGCACGACUCCGUAUUCGGACUCGACACGGUUGCGCAAUCGAGCGGAGCUGUUCCAAGAGUUAUAGCUAGGCGCGUCCAGCGUGAGUCACGCGCGAGGUUCUUAUCGGCUCCAUUGUGACGCAAACGCAGCAGGGAGCGCGGGAGUUUUCCUCGUGGGUUCGUAUUUAGCGUCAGAGUUGUCCGCCUGACGUUGCGCGAGCGAUCGAUCGGCCGGAGUAUCGAUCGAGACCGGGGAAUGAGGUAAUCCGCGGAUUCGCGAUGAUGACAUGCUCUUCUUUCGCAAUUGCCGCGCGAAACAGGCGCUCGAAUUUCAGCGCUGUGACAAGCGCGGACGCAAAAGAGAGCGAACCAUUUGUGUCCGAGAAUGCGCCACACGUAAUGACAUUGUAAUGAUUAAUCAGAUGAUGCUCUAAGACGGUGAUUGUAGCGAUCAAUGUAAUCAGGGCUUGCCGUUUCUAUUUGGUGUUGAUCCGCGAAAGAGUUGCGUUGAAGCGUCAAGUCGACCCACGCACGUCAAGUCGCGGAGUAAUAUUUGCUCGACAUGAAAAUCACGUCCACGAUGAUAUUACGAAAUGAUAAUAGUACGUUGCAACCACGUUUGAUGAUGGUUCGAGAUUGUCCCCUCUCGCGCUCAUAACACACGUGAUGAGCACGCGUUCAUUAGUCGUUAAGUAUGGGUCGAGCGUUUGCGACGGAAGAACCUCGCGCGUGUGCGUGUAAUAUACAUGUGUCUCGCGACGUAACGAGAUUAUAGAUUAGAAGGAAGAAGAGAAUUAACGGGACAAGCGAGAGCGAGCGAGCGACCCGUCGUCAAACGGGUCGUUGUGAUUUUUGUAAAUAAUUGUAAUUGCGUAGAGCGCGUGGCGAACUCGACCAAGAAACGGGCCCACCGCCCCUCCCAAACGGGCCCUGGCGAAAAAAUUGUCAAUUAUUAUUGUUAUUGUCUCUCCUCUCUCGUGCUAGAAAGUGAGAUCUCCGAGAAAUUAUUGAGGCCGCCUCGUCCCGACAUUCAGGCCCGUAUUAAUAAUCAUCAUCUGAAGCUCGUCUCAUAUGAGACGAGAGAGAUAUCAGUCCCGUAUUAAUAGUCGUUAUUUGAGACUCUUCUCAAGUGAGAUACUCAGAUUUGAGUUCAGGAUGAGAGCUCAGUCAAAUCGCAAUUACAGAGAUACAAUGUAUCGUAUAAUUGGACUGAAAAAUCUGGGUAUAAUUCGAAGUAAAGGUCCAAGUAUCUCAAGCUUCAAGCAACGACUACUUUAUACGUCCCUGAGAUUUUCACUCAGAGUCCAAGUUUUUCGAAUUACGAUAUGUGAUUUAAUUAAAAAAACUUUCGUCCAAAAAAAUCAAGUCUGAAGUCAAGUCUGAGAGUCUCGCUUGAGACGAGUCUCAAAUAAUAUAACUUUAUUGAUACGAGCUUCAGUUCUUUCGAUCGCGAAUUUGUUCACGCGAGAGCAAAGCAAAAAUUCUGUGAUAGAGGAAUCUCCUUUCAUUUGUCGACUCCUCGCGACGAGAUCGAGAGAUUAACCGCGAGCGAGGUCGGGCGAGUCUGAUAAACAUUCUAUUACUUUUUUAACGGAAAUUAUGUUUAGCGCCGAAGGUGGUGGACUUUUCAUUUUGCUACGGAUACACAACGGGUAGGAAGAAAUAAUUAAUAGUUCUCUUGUUUUUGUUUUCUUCCAGUCGGUCGUUGAUUGUCUGUUACUCGAUUAUUUUGGCCCAGAGAAAUGUCAGGAGUGGAGAGGAAUAUUGAUUGUAAAAUUACGCUUUUCUCUCCGAUUUUUUUUCUAUUUUCUCGCCGAUUGCUUGUUAUUCGAACCGAGAUUAAAUAGCAAGAAGGCUGUCCGUGCAGACUUACAGGAUUUCGCGGGAAAUUGAUUAAAAACAAUACUCGAUUAGCGCAGAGAACCGACCCGACGGACCCGGCCGAUCAUUUCUCGUGACUGAAAAACAGGAAGCACAGAAGAACGAGGCGUGCAAUCUGCUCCUAUCUGUUUUUCCUCCUCAUCAAAAUACAUGCGGUGUUCACGAUACCGCGAUCGAUACUUUUUCAUCACUAUCGAGUGCUAAAUAACGAAUGACUCAUUCGUCGUAGAAAGAGCAGGUUCGCCCGGUUCUCUCGCACGCGGACCUCCUUUCAGUCGCGUCGAGUCAAAUCGAAUCAAAUCGGCGUGUUGAUCGACAUUCUUCACCGCACCGGCCGUGUUCUUCUCACACGUUUCAUACGUUUCUACGAAACUUCGCGCAAUUCUACUGACACGGUUGAGGAGAGAGCGAGAGAGAAGGCGUGCAAAAACAUGUGGUCGAGCAUCCCGACGACACUUAUUAGGUUGAAUAAGGUUUUCUCGGAAAUAUUAGUCUUACGCAAUUUUGUACUUAUUUCCGUCAAGUGUCCCUCCCCCCCCCUUUAUUUCCCGUGUCCCCCUUUCUGCCUUUUGUCCCUAUUUGUUUAAGUAGCUGUAUGUUCUCGUGUAAAUGCGUGCUCGCGCUCUCGAAGCCGUAGACGAGGGCCGCGAAACGCGACAACUAACUAUUACGUGUAGCGCGAUCCCGACAAGAAGUGAGAGAGAAUAGAUGGCCUACACUUUUA
Odontomachus brunneus is the source of this 10192-nucleotide messenger RNA. It is a transcript of the gene Rgl, whose product is annotated as ral guanine nucleotide dissociation stimulator. The record is from RefSeq and is a predicted model, not a curated record. Bases 3838 to 6150 code for a protein of 770 amino acids. Gene Ontology annotation, cellular component: plasma membrane. The transcript has 7 exons. Gene Ontology annotation, biological process: positive regulation of GTPase activity; Ras protein signal transduction. Lineage: Eukaryota; Metazoa; Arthropoda; Insecta; Hymenoptera; Formicidae. Gene Ontology annotation, molecular function: guanyl-nucleotide exchange factor activity.